This is a messenger RNA of Branchiostoma belcheri (Belcher's lancelet), 1514 nucleotides long. Its product is annotated as mucin-2-like. The transcript has 4 exons. Lineage: Eukaryota; Metazoa; Chordata; Leptocardii; Amphioxiformes; Branchiostomatidae. The coding region runs from base 318 to 1514 and encodes 398 amino acids. The record is from RefSeq and is a predicted model, not a curated record.
AAGGAGCCGAGUCACUCUUCAGAUCCAAAGUUUGAACCUUGGAAGUGAUGUUGUCCACUCCGGUAGCCUUGGUCUCUGCACGAGCUAGACGGCGGAGCUGAGCUGGGGUCAUCGGCACUCCGGAGCGUGAUCGCUUGUCCAUAGUUGACUGCAUAUAGUCUCAAGAAUCGACUAAACGGUGGACGGUGAUCUGCCUAUUUAUACACUACCUGGAAUCUCACUGUUCACACCUUCAUGACAAUGUUUUUCCAGACGACACACGCCAGGCCACUGAGUGUAUAUAAUAGAGGAGACGACACUUCUUGUUUAUAACAACCAUGGCUGCAAGCAAGACGAACGAAAGGAGGUGGUUUCGCUCACACUGGAGCGGAAUACGUGCAUCACUGGACAAGAGCAUCGGGAAAGGCUUGCCAGCAUUUGCGGUACAACUAGACUUCGACAGAAACUGGAAGUUUUGUGGGCCUCCCGAAGUACUGGAGGUCAUGAGGGGCGUGCAGGACCAACUGGAGAACGCCAUGUACCGGUGGCAAAUGGCUAACCGGGAGGGAUCGGAGGACUCAGAGAACUCUGGCAUGCUGACUUGUGUUACUCUCUGCAAGCCGUCCGUCCCCGUGGAACAGCUCAAAGCUGGCGAGGUUCGGUCAGUCUUGUCCUCUUGGAUCCGGGCGUUGAGUCCAGGAAACGCCUCGCCCAACUACGGGGAUCCGACGGCAAGGCCGGUUUACUGGCCAGAGACCGUCCCGUGGCAGCCACCAUCGAAGCCUCCGAAGGGAUUCCCAGACUGGACUGGUGCGCUGAAGGGCAUCCUUAGGAAUAUCCUUCUUCAUGUCGGGGAAGACCCCGACACAUACUACCGCGCCGACGCCGAUCGCGACCAGAGCAACCCCGACCGCCCGAUCAGCCCCGACGGGCCAACCAACUCGACCGUCCAACCGACCCCGAUCAACUCGACCGUCCGACCGACCCCGGCCCCCCGAUCGUCCCAGACCAACCCGACCGUCCGACCGACCCCGGUUCCCCGUUUGACCCAGACCAACCUGACCGUCCGACCGACUCCCGCCAUCCCAGACCUUUCAACCAAUCCCGACCGCCCGACCGAUCGCUCGACCGAUCCGGACCGCCUGACCAACUCAGUCGGGCCGACCAACGAUGACAUCCCGACCAACCUCCACCGCACCACCCCUGACCGGUCGACCAACCCCAUCCCGAACCACCACUCAACCACAUCAACCCCGGACUUCUCCAUGCUCCAGAACUCACCUGACAACCUGUCAUCGCUAGUUCAGCAACACCUAUCUCCUCAUCUGUCACCACCAUACCCACCUCCUCCAGACGUAGCAGACGUGUCCCCCAUCCAGGUCUCCCCCAUCCAGGUGUCCCCCAUCCGUCAGAAAAGAGCACACAUGGAACCUCAAUUCAGCCCCAGGCAACCAAGCUUACGGAUGAAGAAACCAAGGAACAUAUGGGUAUAUACACCAUCAAACCCUACCAACCCUACCGCUGGACCGUGUUGA